Messenger RNA from Xylona heveae TC161, 1680 nucleotides. Its product is annotated as NAD(P)-binding protein. Gene Ontology annotation, molecular function: alcohol dehydrogenase (NADP+) activity. The record is from RefSeq and is a predicted model, not a curated record. The transcript is spliced from 2 exons. Gene Ontology annotation, biological process: alcohol metabolic process. The coding region runs from base 131 to 1363 and encodes 410 amino acids. NCBI's taxonomy places the organism in Eukaryota, Fungi, Ascomycota, Xylonomycetes, Xylonales, Xylonaceae.
AGGAGACUGGAAUUGGCGGCAUGAAAUGGCAGGAAUUUGAGCCCAAAACAUUCGAAGAGACUGAUGUCGACAUCAAAAUCACCCAUUGCGGUAACGUCUAUCACCAUAUUUAGCCGUAUCUUAAGGCUCAAUGCAUGGCGUUCAUCUCACACAAUUUCCCAUAUCAGGUAUCUGCGGAACAGAUUUGCACACUCUGAGCAGUGGGUGGUAUCCAACAGACUAUCCCACCUGCGUUGGUCAUGAGUAUGUGCGAACCAUGUCAAACUUCACUUUUCAUAUCAUUCAUCCCUUCCGCCCCGUCCACAAAUAUUGCAAGUCCACCAGACGACUGACAACGACCAAAAUCCAGACUCGUCGGCUCAAUCACCAGAGUUGGCGCCAAAGUUUCCCCAGAGCUUCAAGUCGGCCAGAUCGCCGGCGUCGGCGCACAAGUUGGCUGUCAGUCUCUUUCUCCCUCUUUACAGUCGUCUUCCCCAGCUCUUUCCUCCAUGUUCAGAAAAUACAACUCCAAGAAUCCCCCUCUAACAUUGGCUCCGCAGCCUGCGCUGACUGCGAGGAAUGCACUUCCGGUCUCGAGAACUACUGCUCCAACCUCAUCCCGACGUACAACGGACGAUACGCCAACGGGGAGAGAUGCAUGGGAGGCUACGCCAACUACUGGCGCGGACCAGGCGCAUUCGUCUUCCGGAUCCCAGACGGCAUGCCACCUGCUGAAGCCGCACCGAUGCUUUGCGCCGGAGUGAGCGUCUACUUUCCGCUGAAAACGCACGGAUGCGGUCCCGGCAAGAAAGUCGGCAUCAUUGGAAUCGGCGGCCUCGGCCAUUUCGGCAUCUUAUUCGCCAAAGCGCUGGGCGCAGACAAGGUCUUUGCGAUUUCGCGGUACAAUUCGACUUCUGCCAGCGGUGCCUCGAAGCGCGAUGACGCCCUGCGGCUCGGCGCAGACGAGUUCAUCGCGACAGAAGACGAGCCCGGGUGGGAGACUAAGCAUGCGAGAUCUUUGGAUCUAAUCAUUAGCACGGUUGCCAGCCCAAAGAUGCCCAUACUCUCCUACCUCUCCCUUCUCCGCGUCAACGGCACGCUUAUCCAGCUCGGCGCACCAGAGGACACUCUCCCCCCGCUCAACGCGCACUGGUUGAUUGGCAAAGGCGUCAAACUUGGGGGGUCACUAAUCGGCCCGCCGAGCGUGAUUCGCGAAAUGCUCGAGCUUGCAGUGGAGAAGCGCGUGCGGCCGAUCGUGCAGGAGCGACGCAUGAAGGACGCGAAUCAGGCGUUGCUCGAUAUGCAGAAUGGUUUGGCCAGGUAUAGGUAUGUGCUUGUAAAUGAGGACGAUGAGGAAGGAGGGCGUCAGGAAGCGAAGCUAUAGAGGGAGCUAUCUAGCGAUUCUUGAGGUGGGUUGCGAAAAGAGGAGUUGCAAGGAGAAAGCGUAUCGUGUAUUUGUCAGGCUAUUUUCGAGAUAUCGUCAUCUCAUGGCGUCAUGUUGGGGAGUUGAGAGGUUGUAUGCAGUAGAGGUGGCAAAGUUUAUAUAAUGCGUGAGAAGGAUAAUUCUAUACAGCGUUUGGUGAAUAGGCAAUGUGUAAGAUCUAUGUAUAAAAAUGGGGACAGUAGAAGAAGAAGGGUUGAAAGAGGAUGAGGAUACCAUAGACGAAUUGAAGAAUGAAAGAAUCAAAGGAAAAGGGGUUC